Molecule: messenger RNA, 2504 nt
Organism: Seriola aureovittata
Lineage: Eukaryota; Metazoa; Chordata; Actinopteri; Carangiformes; Carangidae
Gene: cd83
Product: CD83 molecule
Exons: 5
Coding region: 31-855 (274 amino acids)
Source: RefSeq, a predicted model, not a curated record
GUGAAACAAUCCGAACACGAGUGAUGCGACAUGCGGAAGUUUGGGACAAAGUUUAAAUCCCGCCUCCGCGUGGGCGUCUACUUGCGUCUCCCAGUACUUAUAAGCAGAAAAACACAGUCAGAUAAAGUCACAAGUGCUGAGCCUUCUUCAAUCCAUCUGAAAAUAAUAAUAACAAUCAUCAUCAUCAUCAUCAUGAUGUAUCGAGACCAUAUAUUUUUCACUCUGCUGACGUCACUGUGUGUGUGCCCCUCUGUGGAAGGUGCAGCCAGGAUGGAAAGUAUCAUGGAGGUGAAGUCGGUGACUGGUGAAGACUGCACUCUGGAGUGCACGGCCGUUUACAAAGAAGGUGUGGACUACCGAGCAGUCAGGUGGUACAAGGUCUUAGAGCCCACGUCGUCUCAGCUCAGCGGCCUCUUGACCAGAGACCUCCCCAACGGCACGACGAGAUGGUACGCCGGCGUGGAUCGAGAGGUGGAGCUGCUGGGCGAGUCCCGCAACAUCCUCCUGCCCAAUGUGACGUGUGGCGACAGCGGCUCGUACAUAUGUCACCUGGCAGCACCUGUGGGAGAGCAGAACAGGGAGGGGACGGUUGUCCUCACUGUGACAGAUUGUUCCACAGAAAAACAGAUGACAGAUACUUACUUGGUCAUUUUUGCCUCAGCAGUGCUGAUGUUAGCACUUCUGAUAUUUCUCAUAAGCUAUGGUAGUCUGAGGAAUGUUCUCAGAGACAGAAGCAGGCCCACAAAAAAAGACGUUUUAUUGGACGCGCCGCUUAAACCGCUUGAAAAAAAGGACUUGAUGUUGAUCUACACUUUGGGUCCGAAAUCAUCCACAACGAAGCACAUCUUUGUUUAAAGACAAAGUCGGUGUUUUAACUAGAAACAACUACCUGAAGAUUCCUACUCUGAGAUACAAUUUGUCAAAGAGCAUCCACGUUGCCUUAUCCACGCAGUAUAUGUUACCUGAUCUCAGUUGGUCCGAAGUAUUGACGGUGGAUUUCGGCAUGAAAAAUUUGGGGUAAAACAUCCAGUAUGAGCAGGAGGAUCAUCACCCUCAACUUUAUCCUGAAAAUGACCUCGUCAGCGGGAAAACCAAACUGUAAAAACAAGGCAACACAGAAGUCAGGUUUGGUUGCUUGGACACCGUCAAUGACACUUUCUGUUUAUUGAUGCCUCAACUUCAAACUCCAACUAGAACCAACUUGUAGAAAACCAUUCGGGAAGUAAUAAUAAAAAAAAAAACAAAGAAACGGACUGUUGGUUAUCUGGAACUGGACUCCGUCACCGCCCCCGUCACUGCGAAGGAGGGGUGACCUCAGGCUGUGGCUCCUCCUGUCCACAUGUCGAAGUGUCCAUGAGCGAGAAGCUGAACCCCACAUUGCUCCCGAUGGUCGGACCUGCGGUGGUGGUGGUGCAAACGGUCAUCUGUGUGUGUGAGUGUGUGUGUGUGUGUGGUGUGUGUGUGUGUGUGUGUGGUUAACUGAUAAAGCAACUUAUCCAUACUUAAAUGUAAUGUAUGCCCAAAAUAUUGAAUUUCAGAUAUUGGGUUCAGUCAUUUAUUUACAAAUGAAGUAAAAACACACAGUAUAUGUACAAAUAUGUGAAGAAUUAUCCAUGAAACUUGUAGUUCCUACACUAAGUCUUGCACAUACUAAGAUUUAUGUUUAUAUGUUAGGUAAAUAUAUAUCCAUCCAUCCAAGAUAGACAUGUCUGUCUUAAAUUAUGAGGAAAACUAGUAAUUAUGAUGUUUUAAUAUAAUAUAUUUAAAUAUAUAUCAUUAACAAAUAUGGUCACAACAUAAAAUACCUUCACCUUAAAAUACUGUGUGUACAAAUACAAAUUUUACUGUGUAUUUCAUAUAUGUAAUGAACUUAUAUCUUCAUAUAGCCAGAGGAUGUAUAUAUGAUUAUAAUAGACACAUAUGUCGUACAGUAUAUUACAUUUACGUAUGGAUGCAACCAUUUACUAUAUACAUAUGUUUGGCUGAUUAACCAAUCAGGGACAAAGGUUGAGAAAACUUUCUUCUCUUCCACAUCUGUGCAAAACACCUUGUUUUUUAAUCCUCAGAUUUACCGUGUGAUUUAUGAAUAUGCUCCAUGUGCACUUUAAAGUGAAAAAAGGACGUAAUUAAAAGUAUAUUUUGACAGGACGAAAUAUUCAUACAGGACUAAAUGAUCGUUGGUCGUAGUCUAAAUGUGAGAAAAUGAUCUUAACUCCAUCUUAAAAGCUCUCAACCACACCUGAUGCCUUAGCGAGAUCCACCAAUCCGCAGAAGAAUACUGUGAACUGUGGUUGAAAAGCGAGUAAGUUGACCUUUAGUUUGAGAUGAUUUCCUUCCAAAGCCAAGAAUUAAAUAGCGCACAAGACAGGUCAAAUCUUUAUGUGUGUCAGAGCAGUAACUAAAUAUUAUAACUCAAUAUGUAGCAAUAACGUAAAUAUAGUGAAACAAGAAACAGGUUUUUAUUGUUUGUCAAUUAAACAGAAUUAAACUAUUACUGAAUAUUU